This is a messenger RNA of Trypanosoma grayi, 756 nucleotides long. Its product is annotated as Triosephosphate isomerase, glycosomal. Gene Ontology annotation, molecular function: triose-phosphate isomerase activity. The record is from RefSeq and is a predicted model, not a curated record. Lineage: Eukaryota; Euglenozoa; Kinetoplastea; Trypanosomatida; Trypanosomatidae. Gene Ontology annotation, biological process: glycolytic process; gluconeogenesis; glycerol catabolic process. The coding region runs from base 1 to 756 and encodes 251 amino acids. Gene Ontology annotation, cellular component: cytosol. The transcript has a single exon.
AUGGCAACCAAGCCCCAGCCCAUCGCUGCCGCCAACUGGAAGUGCAACGGCACGCAGGAGUCCCUCGCGACGCUGAUUGACACCUUCAACGCCGCUAAGAUCGACCACGACGUGCAGUGCGUCGUGGCGCCAACGUUCCUGCACAUCCCCAUGACGAAGUCGCGGCUCACGCACCCGAAGUUCGAGCUCGCCGCGCAGAACGCCAUCGUGAAGAGCGGUGCCUUCACCGGCGAGGUGUCGCUGCAGAUCCUCAAGGACUUCGGCCUCCGCUGGCUCGUGCUCGGCCACUCCGAGCGCCGCGCGUACUACGGCGAGACGAACGAGGUCGUCGCGACAAAGGUCGCGGAGGCGAAUGCCGCUGGCUUCUACGUCAUCGCGUGUGUUGGUGAGACGCUCGAGGAGCGCGACGCGGGCCGUACAGCGACCGUCGUAUUGGCGCAGCUCGCCGCCAUCGCGCAGCGCCUUAGCAAGGAGGCCUGGCAGCGCAUCGUCAUUGCAUACGAGCCGGUGUGGGCCAUCGGCACCGGCAAGGUGGCGACGCCGCAGCAGGCGCAGGAGGUGCACGCGCUGCUUCGCCGCUGGGUGCAGAGCAAGCUGGGCGCCGAGAUCGCCGCGCAGCUCCGCAUCCUCUACGGCGGCAGCGUCAACGGCAAGAACGCACGCACGCUGUACGAGAUGGCUGACAUCAACGGCUUCCUCGUUGGCGGCGCAUCGCUCAAGCCGGAGUUCGUGGAUAUCAUCGAGGCCACCAAGUAA